AUGAACGCCUUAGUCGCCGAUGGAUCGCCCAACUCAGCAGAAACUCCCAACGUCGCCUCCACACAGUAUUCGCCUCUUCCACACGAUGGUGACAGUUUUCGACUUCUGCGCGUGCUGCCUAGCCCAAUUUCAAUUUCACGGAUCCGAUGCGAAUUGUAUACCGCUUCCAUCUCGCGCGAAGAAGACAAAUACAUCGCUGGGUCGUAUGUUUGGGGACCUCCAGAGCCUUCAAAACCGAUAGUCAUAAAUGGCAAAUCCUUCCAAGUGCGCAGUAACCUUUUUCGCUUUCUGCGAGCCUUUCGCAGCCGCCACCGAUCGCAAGUUAUAUGGAUAGAUGCCAUCUGCAUCAACCAAGACGACAUCCACGAACGAGGUCAUCAGGUGCAAGAAAUGAAGCGGAUAUACUCUAAUGCGAAAUGCGUUUACUGCUGGCUC
Molecule: messenger RNA, 435 nt
Organism: Alternaria alternata
Lineage: Eukaryota; Fungi; Ascomycota; Dothideomycetes; Pleosporales; Pleosporaceae
Product: HET-domain-containing protein
Exons: 1
Source: RefSeq, a predicted model, not a curated record